Molecule: messenger RNA, 1523 nt
Organism: Impatiens glandulifera
Lineage: Eukaryota; Viridiplantae; Streptophyta; Magnoliopsida; Ericales; Balsaminaceae
Exons: 11
Coding region: 75-1250 (391 amino acids)
Molecular function (GO): protein binding
Source: RefSeq, a predicted model, not a curated record
UUUCUUCUUCAUCUUCCCCGCCGUCGCCCAAAUCCGACCUCCAUCCUCCCUUCAUCGCUCGUGCUCUCUCAAGAAUGCAAGUCCUCUCGAGAGCUCGCCGCCUUGCUCCGGCACUCAGACAACCACGGCUUCUCUUCUCCGGAACUCCUUCCGAAGCCUCGCAAUCUCCCAAGCGAUCCACCGAUGUUUUAUCAGUAGGUAUUCAUCAUAAUCGUGGUUUGCCGUGCUAUACAAUUCAAAGUGUUGCAAGUUCAUGGACAAUGAUGCAGAAGUCAUUUUACUCAUCGGAGACGACGACGAGUGUAAUUCCUGGAAAUUCAACUGACUCUGUGAAGGAAAUAUAUGAUAAGAUUUUUAAGUCUGUGGUGGAAAAAAGAACUAUGUCUCCGAAUGCUUGGCUGUGGUCACUCAUGGAAACUUGUGCCAACCGCGAUGAUAUCAAGCUUCUCUUUGACAUGUUACAACGGCUUCGAGUCUUUCGCCUGUCGAAUCUUAGAAUUCAUGAAAAUUUUAAUGAAAGUCUUUGCAGAGAAGUCACCAAGGCUUGUGUAAGAGUAGGGGCUAUUGACUAUGGCAAGAAGACCUUGUCAAAACAUAAUUUAUUUGGGAUAUCUCCUAGCAUUCCAUCUGCUCACCAUUUGUUGAUGUAUGCAAAACAAAAGGAUGAUGUCAAACUAAUGGAAGAUGUAAUGAAGCUUAUUAAGAGAAAUGAUUUGCCAUUGCAGCCUGGUACAGCAGAUAUUGUCUUUAGUAUUUGUUCCAACACGGAUAGCUGGGAACUAAUAUCUAAAUAUGCAAAGAGGUUUAUCAAGGGUGGGGUGAAGCUAAGAAGGACCUCAUUUGAUACAUGGAUGGACUUUGCAGCAAAACGAGGAGAUGUUGAUUCUCUGUGGAAAAUUGAUACCUUGAGGUCAGAGACCACAAAGCAACAUACUCUCGUGAGCGUGUUUUCUUGUUCCAAGGGUAUGCUACUUGAAAAUAAGCCGCAGGAAGCUGCUACUUUGAUUCAAAGUCUCAACCAGAUAUUACCAGAUUCCAAGAAGCCUGAUAUAAUGCUUGAACUUCAAAAGCUGGUUAACAAUUGGCCUUUGGAUGUUAUUAAGCGACAAGAAGACGACGAACACAGGAAGGCCUUGGCAGUUGCUUUACAAAACACCAUCACAACAAUGCUUAGUAGUCUAACAGGCAUGGGUGUAAAAGCUGAUGUAAAAAUGGAAGAUCUGACCCAGAAAGUAGCUAUUCUUGGUUAAGAGAACGGUUAUGGCCAAAUUCAAACAACAGCUCAAUCAUUUUUCAGUUAGGAAGCAGGCGAUCGACGUUAUACGCUUAAGGGUAGCGUUAACUUUUCUGAUUUAUGUAAUUUUAUAAAUGCUAGCUCUUUUCAAGAACAUAAAACCCAGUGCAGAUGGUUUUUGAUGCAUCAAAUGAAAAUGUUGUGUCUAAUGUUGAACAAACAAAAACAUUUCAGUUCAUUUGCUGAGUUAAACAAUGUUCAUGUCACGUAUUCGAGACUUUGUAUUAUU